Salvia miltiorrhiza (redroot sage) is the source of this 1106-nucleotide messenger RNA. RefSeq lists its product as uncharacterized. Bases 282 to 911 code for a protein of 209 amino acids. Lineage: Eukaryota; Viridiplantae; Streptophyta; Magnoliopsida; Lamiales; Lamiaceae. The transcript has 5 exons. The record is from RefSeq and is a predicted model, not a curated record.
UAAUAGUGGAAACAAUUAUGCGUCUCUCAAUCCUAUUCGAUUCAUAUAAGAUAGUUACUUUCACAAAAGCUCAAUUAUUCCCGGAAAAGCGUCAAAAGGCAGAAAGAGAGUCCCUUACUCCAUCCAUCUCCAAUUUCGACACCCUAAAACUUUCAUCUUUCGAUUAUUCUCUCUAAUUUCUAACCCCCAAUUCGGUUUUCGAUCGUAAUCCCACCGAUCAAAUUCAAUCUCUAAUUUUUUUGCUGUUGUUACACGAAUUUUGCUUUAAAAUUUAACAGAAAAUGGUGUCGGCAAAUAGGGAGAUGGUGGCGUACUGCUUCGACACACUGGUGGCGCACUACAACAAUGAGGAGGCUCCUCCUCCCGCCUUCGAUGAGGGCCAACAUCCACUGUUCGUGACCUGGAAGAAAGUGAUCAAUGGUGGGGAACCUCGUUUACGCGGAUGCAUAGGGACUUUGGAAGCUCGCUGCAUAGUUAAUGGUUUCAGGGACUAUGCUUUGACAAGUGCCCUCAGGGAUCGGCGAUUUCCCCCAAUACAAGCUAAAGAACUGCCUUCCUUAGAAUGUACAGUUUCCAUUCUGACUAAUUAUGAAACUGCUCGUGACUACCUUGACUGGGAGGUUGGGAAGCACGGAAUAAUUAUUGAAUUUACUGAUCCCGACUACAAUACAAGGCGAAGUGCCACCUACUUGCCCGAGGUUGCUGCUCAUGAAGGGUGGACAAAGGUCGAAGCAAUUGAUUCAUUGAUGAGAAAGGCGGGUUAUAGUGGGACCAUCACCGGGCAACUGCGAAAGCGCAUCCAGCUUACCCGUUACCAAAGCACGCUAUUUACCAUGCAGUACAGCGAGUAUGUUGCCUACGUGAAGACAACCAGAGGUGUUGCUCCGACUAUUAAUGGGGCAAAACCAUGAUUAUCAUUAACUUUCACUUAAGCUGCAAGACAAUUGUGACGAUAGGAAGGUAACUUAGUUAACCAAAUGGUGGAUUAUGAUUUAUUUUCUUCCUAUCAUUUUUAUGUUUCUGGGCAACUGAAGGUUUUCAUGGACAAAUUCGCUGUGUUGUAACAUUUCUGUCUGUAAUAUAUAAUUUGUCUCUCUUGUGCUUGA